Messenger RNA from Vavraia culicis subsp. floridensis, 1428 nucleotides. RefSeq lists its product as uncharacterized. Lineage: Eukaryota; Fungi; Microsporidia; Pleistophoridae. The transcript has a single exon. Bases 1 to 1428 code for a protein of 475 amino acids. The record is from RefSeq and is a predicted model, not a curated record.
AUGGCAAAGCACGACAACAGCAAAAACGUAAGCGAUACCGUGCUGGUAAGGCUCAACAACCGUGCUGAAUACAUGCGCAGGAUGAAAGAACUGAUACGAAGCGGUAACAAAUUCGUGAUAAAGCACGUACGUGCCCUGGCAGUAAACACCAAAGAAGUAUUUGAACUGGUGGAUGAAGUACCGCUACGUACUAAACUGCUAUUACUGGCAGAACUACCCGGUGACAUUCACAGCUACCACCACGUGGUGCACGAGGGACUAGAAGAUGAUGACACGGGCACGGUGAUGCUGUGCUACAGGGUGAUAAGAAAGCAUAAGGAGAUGACGAACGAUGAGCUGUUCACACGCAGAGUGUUAAAAAGCAUAUUGGUGAACGUGAGAAGAGAAGAAUCGUUUUACGAGUGUGUACACCUUUUGAUAGGGUUGUUGCGUGGUGUGCGAGUGGAUAGAAGGGAUGUUCUGAGAGUGAUGCACAUCGUGAAUGACAGAAUGAACACGGUGAAUAAGCGAUUUAGAGAGCGCAUUGGUACGUUGUACUGCUGUAUGGGGAGAUGGGUGGAUGUGAGGAGUGUUGUUAAUUUGAUGAUGGACAAUUUGAGGGUGUGUGACCGGGUGCAGAGAGUGAUGGGGGUUGUGGUGCUUUCUAAGAUGGGGGUGCGGUAUUUUUGUGAGGUGGUGGCCGUUUUGCUGAUGGACUACGGAAUGAGGGAGUUUAACGUCAAGGUUGGUGUUAUCAGGGUGUUAGAACGGAUUGUAAAAUAUUAUGUGGGGAGGUACUGUGGCGUAACGCAUCAUGAUAUGGGGCGUUAUAGUACGAAUUACUGUAAUAUGGUGUGUAGUAAUGCAGAUAAUUAUCGUUAUGCACUGCAUAAAUAUGGCAAUUGUGAACAGCGUGGAAGUGGCAAAAUAUGUGAUAUAGCAAGGCAUAAAUGCAUAAAGAAUGAAAAAUAUAAAAGAUAUUUGCGAGCGCAUGAAAUAACCGCAAAAACGUAUGCAAUAGAAGAUAAAAAGCGCAGAGCAAAAAACAGAAAGUACGUAAGAGUCUCUUCCAAACUGAUAAAAUAUAUAAUACCGGUCUUGAACAACGCCCUGACACAAAACGACAAAACACUAAGAAAAUGCGCGCUACAACUGCUAAAACACGUUCUACAUCUGCACAUAACAACAGAGCACCUUAUACACCUCUUCAACAUAUCAUUCGUUAAUUUACUGUGUGAUGACGAAAUCAAGGACGUAUUUGAUGAGUGUUUUGUUCUGUUUGUGCGUAAGCUGAGCAGUAAUUACGUGUUCAAGUACUUGGUGAGUGGGUUAGAGCACCCCUCGCAUAGCGUAAGGGAAAGGUACGUGGAGCUGCUUGCGAUGGUGCAACGCAAUGGUGUGCUAAUUGAGAGUGUUGAUGAUGAUGAAUUUAUUGAUAGUGUAUUUUAA